AUGCCCGCCUGCGGAAGGAAGGAUGAUUCAGAAGCGACUCCGAACUGGUGGGUGCUGCAUGAAGGACGCUACAUUGCCUCGCAGACGGAUGGAAGUCAAUUUUUUCGUCCCUGUACGCAGCGCGGGUCGUAUCAAGUGCUUGUGAACGUGACGGGAUUAGCGCCGUACGGUAGCUGUCCCUAUCGCGUGGGUUAUAAUCGUAAGGGCGCGGAGGAGUUCAGUGGCUGGCCGUUUCGUAAUAUGACCGCUCCGUCGCGUAUCAAGGUACAACAGCAGCGGCGUCGGUAUGUCGUCAUGAUAAAGUGGGAGAAGAGUAAGCUGGACAUUCACGUGAUGAACUACUGCCUGGCGGUCAGUACCGGGCGACGGCAGCGGACCCUCUGCCAGGCACUGGGCAACUCCAUCCAUCGGCCAGCGUGUGAUAGUAUCGCCGUGAACGAUUUCCUGCACCGGUUGACUCCGAGGGACGAGCGAAAAGUGGAUGCGCAAGUGGGGACGACGAUCGUCUGCACCGGCACCAGGACUCGUCAGCUGAUUCGCGGCAUGAAACCAAACGUUACCUACUUUGUGGACGUGUUUGCAAUACACUCGCAGCACAACAACCUCUCGUUCCUGCUCGGCUCGACCCAGGUCCAGCUCAACCGGACGCGUCCCACGCAGCUCGUCGAGGGAAAGGUGGUCGUGGGCAAGCUUUCCACGCUCGGUGGGCUGGCGCUGUUCAACUUUAAGGUCCCCAAGCGCUCGCCAAAUAGUUUCUUCAAGCUCCAUCUCACCCCUUGCGGCGGUUCGGUGAACGUGGAGAUUCUUAAGAAAAAGCACCGUAUCAUGGAACCGGUGCGGGAUGUGUACUACCCGAAGACGAUCGUCGUGCGGAAUGUGCGACCCGGUGAGCGAUAUCUGAUUCGGGUGUACGAGGCCGACGAUACGUCGCGCAUGAACCGGGUUCAGAUGGCCGUUACCUCACGGGACGACUUCAUCGAUCUGCCGCGGAUGCCAUCGAACACCACCAUCACCGAGCUCGUGCCGCUCCGGAAGUGCCAUUCCAGUACGAUCGCAUGGUUCGGCUCACCGGAAAAGGAUGUUACAUAUUGUGUGUACGUGUUUAAACUCUCCAAAACGCAGUACUACAACAAUGUGAAAAUUCCAACCUACUGCGAGCUGGAAAACCGGGACGUUUGCAACCAUCCACAGUUCCAUAACAAACAUUGCUUCAAUGGCAACGACUUUAAUCCACUCUCGCUGGACAUUCCGAACCUACUUCCGGAGCACUACUACUCGGUGUUCGUGACCGCCAUACCACCCCGAGGCCGCAGCUUGCCAUACAAAUCCGUCCGCAUCAAGACAUCCUCCCAUUGCGACAGUAAUCUCCUUUCGCCCGCGGGCGCUGCCUCCGGCAAGCUGAUUGUAAAGGGGGGCUUUCGCAAGCGGGGUGGUGGCCACAAGCGCCGGAACACAGCGAACGCAAACGCCGCCACCGCCGGGAACAGUCUAACCACGACGGGAGUCACGAAACGGACCAGCAACCGCAAGGGAUUGCAGCAACAGCAGCUCCAACAAUCACAUCGCAAUGUUUAA
Messenger RNA from Anopheles coustani, 1575 nucleotides. RefSeq names its product protein NDNF (gene nord). Bases 1 to 1575 code for a protein of 524 amino acids. The record is from RefSeq and is a predicted model, not a curated record. Lineage: Eukaryota; Metazoa; Arthropoda; Insecta; Diptera; Culicidae. The transcript has 4 exons.